ACGCGCGCACUCCCUGUCGACGACCCGUGAAGCUUUGAUGAUACACAGAGAGUUUUUUUUCAUCGAGGGUUUGAAGAAUUCUGCCUAAAAUUGUAGUAAUAAUGUGUUGUGCGCGUGUGAUGGAUAUGUAAACUACUACGUCAUGCUGUGAAAGAGGUAGCUAAAAUACAGCGCUGGUACAGCUCUCAGAGAAGCGAGUGUUAAAACUUCGAAAUGUCGAAGCAGACGGAGCGACAAAGUUACGCACAGACAUACAAGCUCGUUGUCGUAGGGGGUGGUGGAGUUGGGAAAUCCGCGAUAACUAUACAAUUCAUUCAGAGUUACUUUGUCACAGAUUAUGACCCAACAAUUGAAGACUCGUACACAAAACAGUGUGUUAUUGAUGACCAACCAGCGAAACUUGACAUCCUUGAUACAGCUGGCCAAGAAGAAUUUAGUGCCAUGAGGGAACAAUACAUGAGAUCUGGUGAAGGUUUCCUUCUUGUAUUUGCUGUGACAGAUAAAGCAAGUUUUGAUGAGAUAUAUAAAUUCCACAAACAGAUAUUGAGAGUGAAGGACAGAGAAGAAUUUCCAAUGCUGAUGGUGGGAAACAAGGCUGACCUAGAGCAUCAGCGUGUGGUUAGUGUUGCUGACGCUCAUGCUCUGGCAAGUCAGCUGAAAAUUCCGUACAUAGAAUGCAGUGCUAAACUGCGCACAAAUGUUGACCAAGCUUUUCACGAGCUGGUACGAAUAGUGCGCAAGUUCCAGCUUUCAGAAAGGCCUCCUCUUAAGGCUAACUACAAGAAGAAUAAAAAAAAAUGCUCAAUCUUGUAACACAAGCAGUAAUUUCAUCAGAGUUUUCAUGGCUGUUCGCACACAAAUCACGCAUCUUUUGUAUGUUAUAUGCUUUAAAACUGAAGUUAAAAAUGUGUUGUUUCUCUUUAUAUUCUUCCAUUUCAGUGAACUGCUGAUGUGGCAUUUUUUAAGUGCAAAGUUGCGCACAAGUUGUCUUCACAUUCUUAAUGUUUGAUGGAGCUAAAUUCUAGGUUAUAUCAGUUGCUAAUAAACUGAAUGUGUAUUGUAUAUUUCAGUGCACUUCUUUUAAAUUUAAGGUAGAUGCAUACUUUUUAUUUUGUGUUGAUGUAGAACAAGUGAGCACAGACAAAACACCACUGACUGCUCUGUCAUAAUUGUUUGAAACAAUUCUUCUGCUACAUGUUUAUGAGCUGGUUUAUGUUGAAUGCUCAGAUUGCAGAUUUUAAAUCAUAUGUUACACAGAGUUUGUUAAUCUGAGAUGGAAGAAUGACAGGAGACAUGUGUAAGUUUAUCAGUAAAGUAUACAGUCACCACGAUUGAAUAAUUAUAAAUAUAAUAAUGCAAUAGUAAUGCUGAUAAUAAACUGCAAAUUGAUGUCACUUUAUGCAAAGUGCCGCUGCUUGGAAAUCUUUAUUACUGAGGAACUUUGUAGUUAUGUUCAUUGCAAAUAAGCGUUUUAUUUGCUUACAUCCUGAAUUUACACACUUAGAAAGAUGAAGAAAAGCUACAAUUCCUGUGAUUGUAAUUUGGAAAAUAACUAAUUUUCAGCUGAAGCUGGUUUUAGGUAAUAACUCAAUAACAUUAAUAUUGGUGACAGAUAAAUUACCUAAUGUUGUAUUAUUGUGCUCCAGAUAUCUGUAAAAGUCUAACAGUACUACAGAAAAUGCUAUGUGAAGGAAACUAAAAAUUUAAAUGAUAUUUGUAUGAUUAAUGAUGAAUACUUAGUUUUACCAUAUAAAAUGGAAAUGACUGUAAGAAAUUACAAAAUUAAUAAUAACACAAAGCUGCUUUGAAGCCAAAAUCAUGAACCCUGCAAUUACGGAAGUGCUCAUCACUUUACAGUGUGAAAUAGUAUAUCUCCUGGUCUCUGUUAUUCAGACUCUACUGUCAAAUUUACUCAGAGCAAUUAUUUUCAUCACCUCUGACCGCAGAAGUGUACAUACAGGAUAGGAAGCUGCCACUUCCAGAAUGUUGCCAGUCAAUUAUGUUAGCUAUGCUGUUGCCAAUUUCAUUUUAUUAUGCUCUUUAUAUGCCAAAAGUUUUGCAGACCGUGUCAUCAAAACUAAACAAAAAGAAAACUGUGCUGCAUGUGCAGCUUUUAUUUGAUGAUUUGUGUAUAAUCUGUGUAUCCUCUAUACAAUAAAUGUUAUACUCUGAAAAACGUUUCUUUAUGUAUGGUAGGAACAUAUUUCAGUGGUCACAAAUAGAGUGAUAACAGGCACGGUCUGAGAAAAUCUGUGAAUUUGUUACACGUAAUUAGAAUUAGUCUUAAUCAGAUGGUAAAGUCUUCUUCAGUUCGAACAUAUACUAUUUUCUUUCUUAUUUUUUGCACUGAUCAAUUAUUGCAGUCACUAUUAUGCUGUGUGCUAGCAUAAAGUGCCUAUGUCUUGAAAGUUGGUGACAAAAGGUGAAACAUGUUAUACCCGUUUUAUAUUUAUGACCCAUUAUGUGCACAAGAGAGACAUGAAAUUAUUGCCAUUUACAAUAUUUGUAUUUGUUUAAAUUGUUUUUCUUACUUUUUGAUCUCUCUCUCUCUCUCUCUCUCUCUCUCU
Molecule: messenger RNA, 2567 nt
Organism: Schistocerca americana (American grasshopper)
Lineage: Eukaryota; Metazoa; Arthropoda; Insecta; Orthoptera; Acrididae
Gene: Ras64B
Product: ras-like protein 2
Exons: 4
Coding region: 214-813 (199 amino acids)
Biological process (GO): signal transduction
Cellular component (GO): plasma membrane
Molecular function (GO): GDP binding; GTP binding; GTPase activity
Source: RefSeq, a predicted model, not a curated record